AUGUCCUGCUAUCUGUGGUCCGCGUCAAGGAGAGAGACAAGGCGUCUAUUCAAGCCACAACAUGUACGUGUUACGGUUCCGCGCGCACUACAAAGGGGAUAUGCGACGUCUCCUCGGACGUGGCUGCAAUCCAACUCGCGAGUGUCGACUGUUUUUGGUGCCCUGAUUGCACUCGGUGUCGCAUCCACCGCAUUCGGGAUAUACAAAUUCUACCAGAUGUUCACGAUGUGGCCUAAAGAGUUGCGCGCGGACCUGCGAGCAGGAAUCAAAGCAAAGUAUCAGGGGAAUUACAAGCUGAGCGAGCAAUAUUUGCGCAAAGCAUACGAUAAGGCUCUCUCCCUCCCACUCUCCGUAUUCUCCCCUGCGCCGCACCUCAAGCUCUCAGGCCUCGCCAUCGCGCUUGCCUCCGUGAUCGAGGAUGACGACCGGCCCCAGCCCGCAUAUGAAGUCUACGUCGACGCGCUUGCGCGGAUCCAGUCCGCCAAGGAGUCCCUGACGGGCCGUGAGCGCAUGCGUGCGGUCGCGCUCGCGUCGAAACUCGGCGAGAUGGCGGAGACAUACCAGCUGCCGGUCGCGGAGGAGGAGCGCUGGCUGACGUGGGCGGUGGAGGAGCUGCUGCACAUCGUGAGGGAUGAAGGUGGGAACGGGACGCUCGCAGUGGAGGGUAUGGAGGGGAAGGGGGAACACGAAGGACAGGAGAAGGAACCGGUAAUGCUUGCGGAACUGGAUCUGCCGCCGUGGGUGACAAAAACUGACCUUGGUGCACCACUGGAGGCGCUAGGCAGGUUCUAUUCAAGGGGAGGGAACGUUGAAUAUGCAGUUCCUCUAUACCUCCAGGCAAUCAGCAUCCUUGUUCCACCGACAUCGUCCAAGAGGUCCUCGACAAUAGAGGAGCGUUGUCGAGGCGCGCAGCUUAUGAACAACCUCGCCGAGCUCGCUAUUCGUGAUGAGCCCACCGCUACAAAGCGGAAGCAAGCCGAGGCGUGGGCUCGACAGGGACUGGCGACAAUUGAGAAGACGAAGGCCUCUGCCAGAGGCGAUGAGGAAGGGCUCAUGCUGUGCGAAGAAGCAUUGGCUGCUGUCCUGUUCAACCUCGGAUCGCUACUAGAGAUGGAUGGUGAUGUCAAACAAUCCAAGGAACUAUACAAGCAGAGUCUCGAACAAGCAAGGAACAUCAAAAUGCGUGAAGGCGUCAUAGAGGCACAGGCUGCCCUCCGCCGACUCGACCGCGUUAGCAAGCGGAGCGCCGACACUGCUAUGGGUACACAGCCAGUCACCUCGCAAUGA
Messenger RNA from Laetiporus sulphureus 93-53, 1287 nucleotides. RefSeq lists its product as uncharacterized. Gene Ontology annotation, molecular function: protein binding. The record is from RefSeq and is a predicted model, not a curated record. The coding region runs from base 1 to 1287 and encodes 428 amino acids. Lineage: Eukaryota; Fungi; Basidiomycota; Agaricomycetes; Polyporales; Laetiporaceae. The transcript is spliced from 6 exons.